Messenger RNA from Nerophis lumbriciformis (worm pipefish), 3018 nucleotides. Lineage: Eukaryota; Metazoa; Chordata; Actinopteri; Syngnathiformes; Syngnathidae. The record is from RefSeq and is a predicted model, not a curated record.
AUGCUUCCUCAAAGGGCAGCUGUGAGCACGCUGGGUUACAGCUCAGACUGCGUGAAGAUGGAGUCGAGUGGCAGCGGCCCGAUGGGUGGCACCUUACUCAGGGGUUCCCGCUCUAAGGCAGAGCUACAGGAACUGAUGGAGACGCUGCAGCGCAGGAAGAGCGCCCUAGAGGCCAGUCUGCGGGCAGCUGAGUGCAGCCGCAAGUAUUUCAACAUGCCUUCCUCUGGAGGACCCCAGCCUAAGCGGCCGCUGUCCAUCAACACUGAACAUCAGCUAUCGUCCUCGAGAAACUUCUCUUUCAUGAGCAGCAGUGUGCCCCCGUCCCCUCGCCAGGGUGAUCGACAGUUUAGCCCCAACGGCUUACUGCGCCACCCCAACGCUCGCCACCAGUCGCAAGACAGUCUGCUCCACACUAUAGACGGAAGUUCUCCCAUUUCCUCUUAUGGAGACCCUCUACCUCGUUCUCCCAGAGUCAAGAGCGGCACAGCCAGUGUGCCGUCCAGCCCCCGAUUGGGCCGUAGACUCUACUCGCACGGUAAAGCCAUAAGCGAUUCCAGGCAAAGAAAAUACUCGACGGGUUCCCUCAACAGUCUGGGCAUGCACAGUCGUUCUCUACCCCGCCUCCACAAUCCGGCAGAUCCUCCUAUUCUAUCGCUGCCGCCUCAUCUCCAGAGAGCAGGGCGCUCGGCGGUGGCUCGGCGAAGUCUCUCCUCCCUUGAACAACCACCGGAUGUGACGGUACCUGCUAGCAUGCCUAAUACUCCCCGGAGGGCCAGUCUGGCCUCUUUGAGCUCCCUCGGGGUUGACGUAGAUGGACCGAGUUUAGAUGUGAGCUUUGGAGAGCGAAGGUUAUCGUUUGGGAAAGGAGGCCUGAGUCCUGGACAAAGGGUGGGCAGCAUCACUUCUUUAAAUGGUAAAGAGGAGUUAAGGGACUAUCACCAGCACCAAAGAGACGAGAGACUCAGGGAGCAGAAAGUGCACAAAUUGGAGAACCAACGGCUGGAAACUAUCAUGAACCUGUGUACGGAGUUUGCACAGGUAGAGCCUGCAGCUUCAGCAGUUUCAGACCUGCAGAAGAUCAAUAAGGAGUUGGAGAAGCUGCAGGUGUCAGAUGACGAGUCGGUUUUCACCGACUCUCCUGGCAGCGCAGCUCCAGACGGCAGCUUUGGCAGUAGUCGUCAGCAAAACGCUUACCGAGAGCUUCAUUCGCCAGCUCUGAGCCUUAACAGCAGCGCUCCCUCGCCCUCCAGCCACCACAGAGCUAAGGUGUUGGAGAGUGUGCAGCUGAAGCAGGAAGUAACACACAUUGAAGAGGAAAGGAUCCAGGUGGUGAACAACAUUGAGGAGCUGGAGCAGAAGAUUAAAGACCUGGACAACCAGAUGGAGGAAUCUGUGAGAGAGAUGGAGGUUGAGUGUGCAUUACUUGAAGGGGAACAAGAAUCAGAGAUGGCUCAGCUGGAGAAAGAAAAUGACCUCUUGGUGCAACUUAAAGAAAAUAUUCACAAUACUGAGAAGAUUAGCCACACAGAGAAAGCGCAGGAAGCAGAGGAGCAAGGGAAAAGUUUGGAAGAAUUGGAGUUUCAGAAAUUGGAGAGAGAGAUUGACCAAGAUGAGGAGAAGGAAAAUCAGUGUCAGUUACUGAGAGAAAUUGCUGACUGUCAGCGCCUCACUAUCACACGCAAGGAGAGACUUGCAACACUGAAGAAGCAGUCUUCCCAGAUUACUUUACAAUCCCAGCAGGAAAGAGAAGACUUUGAGAGGGAAAAAAACAAUCUGCUCAUCAUGCUGCAGAAGGAAAGAGACAAGCUGGCGUCUUUGGACGGAAAGUAUGCAGAGCUGUCUGAGAAGCAGAACUUAGCUAACAGCCAUGGAGCCAUCAAAGAGCAAAUACACUCCACCAAGGAAAGGAGGAGAAGCGGAAAAGAAAACUCCAUCGUCCAUCUGAGCGACAACGGAAGCGCUAAGAGGAACCAGCAGCCGCUCUCUCCCUACGGCCGAUCUCUAGGACGCACCCUGCCGCCUAAGGCCCAUCUGCCAUUGUCGCAAAGCUCCAGCUGUGGCAGCGUCAUCCCGCAAGGUCUCAGCUUCGCCUCUCGAGACCUGAACUCUCGCCGCCUGCCAAAAACAGGCAACAGCCACACACACGUGAAUGACGGCGUACACCCUCGACAAAGAAAAAGUGACUUUUGCAGCCGGUUGCUCUCCGAGCCCAACGUUUUCCUGGAGUCUUUAUCGUACCCUGACAACAACCAGGCCUCUGACACGGUCAGCGUGGACAGCUCUGACAGCAUGGAGACCAGCUUCUCCGCAUGUUCUCCAGAUAACAUCUCCAGCGCCAGUAUGACCAAUAUGGCCAAGCUCGAGGAGAUGGAGCGUUUACUCAGAGAGGCGCAGGUGGAAAAGCUUCGACUGCUUGAGCACAGGGAACGUGAGAUGGAAAUACGACGGCACGCUCUGGAGGAGGAGCGAAGACGAAGGGAGGAACUGGAGAAACGACUGCAGGAGGAGACCAACAGGAGGCAGAAACUUGUGGAGAGGGAGGUGAAACUCAGGGAGAAACAAAGAUCACAGUCCCGACUCCUGACACGCUACUUGCCCAUGAGGAAAGACGACUUUGACCUCCACUGCCAUAUUGAAGCAGCAGGGCACAAUCCGGACGCUUGUUUCCAUCUGGCCAUCACAGACAAAACGUGCAGAGGCUUCCUUGUAAAAAUGGGAGGCAAAAUAAAGACAUGGAAGAAACGCUGGUUUGUGUUUGACCAGAAUCGCAGGACGCUCACUUACUAUGCAGACAAACAUGAAACCAAGAUGAAAGGAGUCAUUUACUUCCAAGCCAUAGAGGAGGUCUACUACGAUCAUUUGAAGAAUGCGCACAAAAGUCCUAACCCCUCGCUGACCUUCAGUGUGAAGACACAUGAUCGGGUCUACUACAUGGUGGCCCCGUCUCCUGAAGCCAUGCGUAUCUGGAUGGAUGUUAUUGUGACAGGCGCUGAGGGACACAUGCACUUCAUGGUGUAA